This is a messenger RNA of Drosophila albomicans, 1060 nucleotides long. RefSeq names its product solute carrier family 25 member 45. The coding region runs from base 137 to 1033 and encodes 298 amino acids. Gene Ontology annotation, cellular component: mitochondrion. The transcript is spliced from 5 exons. Gene Ontology annotation, molecular function: high-affinity L-arginine transmembrane transporter activity. Lineage: Eukaryota; Metazoa; Arthropoda; Insecta; Diptera; Drosophilidae. Gene Ontology annotation, biological process: mitochondrial L-ornithine transmembrane transport. The record is from RefSeq and is a predicted model, not a curated record.
GCAGUUCCUCCGUUGCCGCUGCUCAAUGCAGUCGAGACACCUUACCUGAAAAAACAAAUACAACAAUACAAAAAUCAAUAAUUCGGACAAUUCAUAAAUUCGCAACUGCAUUUAUUAGCGAAAGACAACAAAUGCAAUGAAGUGGGAGAACUAUUGCGACUUUGUGGCUGGCUGUAUUGGCGGUGCUUGCGGCGUGCUGGUUGCCCAUCCACUCGACACAAUCAAGACCUGGCAACAGGCCUCAAACACAUCCGUGCUGACGGCCGUGCAACAGAUCUACACUCGCAACAAUGGGAUCAACGGUUUCUACAGAGGCAUGAUGUUUCCCAUGAUGUCAACGGGCGCCAUCAACUCCAUUCUCUUCGGCAUCUAUGGCAAUCAUCUGCGGCAACUGCGACGCGUUUGUCACAGCGAUUAUCAGCGAGAGCAGCUGGAGUAUCACAACAUGUUCUUGGCCGGCUCCGUGGCCGGCUUUGUGCAAUCGUUUAUUGCCUGUCCCAUGGAACUGAUUAAGGUGCGACUGCAAACACAUUGUUACUACAAUGAUUACAUCUAUGGGAAGCGACGAACGGCCUUUGGCACGUUUAAACGGAUACUCAAGAAUGAUGGCAUCUCUGGUCUUUAUCGCGGACUUCUGCCCAUGAUGUGUCGCGAUGUCCUACCAUAUGGCAUCUAUAUGCUGGUCUAUCGUCAGGCAGCAGACUUUCUGGAUAACACGCAAUUUGUGCGCAAACGUCGAGCACAUCCCGAUGGUUCCAAUAUUAAUCUGGUGGUCACCACAUUCGCUGGUGCUUGGGCUGGCGUCUUGUCGUGGGUCUGUGUUAUUCCAUUCGAUGUGGUCAAGACUAUUAUGCAGGCAGAUGAGAAUCACAAGUUCCGCGGCAUUCUGCACUGUGUCCGUGUCAAUUUUCGAGCAUACGGCUGGCAAAGUAUUUUUCGAGGCAGCUGGAUGUUGUUGGCGCGUGCGAUACCCUUUAAUGCGGCAACGUUUUUGGGCUAUGAGUAUUCACUGGAGCUGUGUCAUAAUUACUGAAAUGCUGUCAAAUCACUCAAAUAAAAG